UUUAUACAGUUAGCUGGCUUAUAAGGGGCUGAACUGUAGCCAAGUUAAGAUAUGGUUAGCGAGGAUAGUAAGUUCGCGCUACGCUAACUAAUUUAGCUCAUAAUAUUGGCUAACCUAGUUAGCUUCGCCAGUAGCCAAGUUACAGCUGAGGUUAGCUGGCUGACAUUCCGUCGUGCUUUUGGGAAUUUGAAAUUCUACGCAGAAACGGGGGGAACGUCAGGACGCAGACCGCCGUCUCACCCGUUGAACGUUUGUAGUUCGCCGUCCAUAGAAAAUGCGGAGGCUCUAGAAAGCCGGGUCCUUUCUCGUAAGCCAGCUUGCUACCGUCAACGGUCCCCUCAGGCUUGCUAGUUAGCCUAUACUUGUGACUGACAACUCGCCACUUCUCCCGCAAAUGAUUGCACGACAAACGCCCAUAGCUAAACACUUUCUUCGUAAUAGUGCUUCCGAGUAACGUUAUUUUGUAACGACGCUGUCGGAGAUUUAUAGAUGAGGCAACGCUUAGUUUCAAACGAGCUAGCGUUAGCUAGCGUUACGGUAGCUAAUUGCGGCGAGAUGCUCGUCGCGAGACGUCCGCCCCUCGUCAUCUGCGGUCCUUAAUCGAGGUAAACGUUCUCAGGUGUACUGUAACGGACAACACGACGGCCAGAGAGGGCGGCGAGGCGCGGGAGUCGCGCUCUUCCUCUCCACAACAUUCGGCCGCCAUGGAGGUUGCCCUUGCUCAUCCUGCUCUAAAGGCAUUUAUGUGUGGGUCACUCAGUGGGACGUGCUCCACACUGCUCUUCCAGCCACUGGACCUGGUGAAGACACGUCUGCAGACGCUGCAGAACAACAUGCGCCCGGGUUCUCCAAAGGUUGGCAUGCUGAGUGUGUUCAUCACUGUAGUCCGGACAGAGAGGUUGUUUGGCCUGUGGAAAGGUGUCUCUCCGUCGUUCAUGCGCUGCAUCCCAGGCGUAGGGAUCUACUUCAGCACGUAUUACUCGCUGAAGCAGCGCUUCUUUCAGGAGCGAGCCCCUAACGCGGGCGAGGCCGUCCUGCUCGGAGCAGGGGCGCGCUGUGUGGCCGGGGUCGCCAUGCUGCCUGUCACAGUCAUCAAAACGCGAUUCGAGAGUGGGCGGUAUAACUACAUAAGUGUUCUAGGGGCAUUGAGGAAUGUGUGUGAGACGGAGGGCCCAAGAGCAUUAUACUCGGGUCUUGUGGCCACCCUGCUCAGAGACGCACCCUUCUCCGGGAUCUAUGUCAUGUUCUACAGCCAGGCCAAGAAGGCCCUGCCCCACGAAGUCAGCUCAUCAGGUCUGGCCCCGGUGGUGAAUUUCGGGUGUGGGGUUGUGGCAGGCAUUUUGGCAUCUCUGGCCACCCAGCCAGCUGAUGUAGUGAAGACUCACAUGCAAGUGAGUCCAGCGCUGUACCGCAGGACCUGUGAUGCCAUGCGCUUCAUCUACGCCGAACAUGGAUUGGGGGGGUUCUUUCGGGGAGCUGUUCCUCGAUCACUGCGAAGGACUUUGAUGGCUGCCAUGGCCUGGACUGUUUAUGAGCAGCUGAUGGAACAAAUGGGUCUCAAAUCCUGAGGAAACACUUCACAUAUAUAUACACACACACACACACUCAUGGUAUGGUGGUGGGGUGAGGUGGGAGAGUGAGGACAUUUUUAUGGGCUUAAGGAUGCAAAACAGUAUGCGAGUUGGGACUCUUAGUUGGGAUGCUUAAAGCUAAAAUGGAUGACUUUGCUAAUAGGUCCCAGCAGCAGACACUGACACCUCACACCAAAAACUCACACUCGUUCAUGCACAAAUCACACACUCAAACACUCCUGUAAACAAGAUGCACUUACACACUCCUGUACACGCAACCCCAAACUUAACUCUCACAAACUCCAAAAACAAAUAUUUAUCCCUUUAGAGAGAGACCCCCCCCCCCCAAACAACACAAUCAUUUAAUGAAACACUCCCCAUGAAGGCAACCAUAACUGUCUCAGAGGGGCAUAAACAGCAAUUCUGGAUGUUAUUCAUACCUACACCCAGCCAUCCCCCGUCCUCUACAGUACCUACACCCAGCCAUCCCCUGUCCUUUACAUUGCCUACACCCAGCUUUGCCCCUUUCCUCCACAAUACCUACACCCAGCGUUGCCACUAUGCUCUGACAACACCUACACCUAGGUUUUCCCCUAUGCUCUGACAAUCAGAUGCAGAGACUGAUGAGAUGUGUUUACGCAUAUUGCUGCAGUUUGAGCAGGUCUGUGUUUUGUGUGCAUGUGAUGGUCAGUGCAAUAUAAAGCAUGCUUUUUGACUCUGAACAGCGCUGCUGUCAGUAUGUUUCAGAGCUUUGUUCUUAAUUGCUUUGUGUUAUUCUGCUCUAUGUGUGUAUAUGUGUACAAGAGAGGGAGCAUAGUCUAUUGUCAGUCAGCUGUCAGCAUUGGUCCCUUAAUGGAUUAUUAAUAUAUAAUUAUUGUCCGAUAUACUCUUACAAAAAAGAAGAAAGUGUCAGUUGCAGUCAUAAUAGCUGUCAGUAAAGUCCAUCCUUCAAUUGUUCUGAUUGUAGCUUUAAUUAGCUGGUCUGUCAUGCUGUCCAGUCGUGCUGUCCCCUCUUUACAGGGUAUCGGGUACCUCAGCUGUUCCACUUCAGGUCUCCACAUGGUGAGUCAUGAUGAGUCACAUACAAUGGCACUGUGGACAGUCACAGUAAAUGAACGAAUAAAUAAUUUAUUACACAUUGCAAGGGAUUGAAAAUCCAAUCACUCCAACAUUAUAUGUUGCCUAGAUGGGUGGUGUUGUGAGUCCCAUAUGUAAAACUACAUAGUCUCACCAGUGGUAAACACAGCAACAAUAAUAAUGGAAUUAGUACAUUUCCCAUCAGCCUCUGUUAUUUGUUGUGCACAUAAAAUGUGAUGGUAUUGUACCCCACUGUCACAGACACAGCCAGCGUUUAGCUCUCUGUGGCUGCUGUGAGAAAG
This is a messenger RNA of Electrophorus electricus (electric eel), 2950 nucleotides long. It is a transcript of the gene slc25a38b, whose product is annotated as solute carrier family 25 member 38b. The record is from RefSeq and is a predicted model, not a curated record. Gene Ontology annotation, biological process: glycine import into mitochondrion. Gene Ontology annotation, molecular function: glycine transmembrane transporter activity. Gene Ontology annotation, cellular component: mitochondrion; mitochondrial inner membrane. NCBI's taxonomy places the organism in Eukaryota, Metazoa, Chordata, Actinopteri, Gymnotiformes, Gymnotidae.